This is a messenger RNA of Elephantulus edwardii (Cape elephant shrew), 2619 nucleotides long. It is a transcript of the gene PHACTR4, whose product is annotated as phosphatase and actin regulator 4. Bases 1 to 2619 code for a protein of 872 amino acids. The record is from RefSeq and is a predicted model, not a curated record. Gene Ontology annotation, molecular function: actin binding. The transcript has 14 exons. Gene Ontology annotation, biological process: neural crest cell migration; actin cytoskeleton organization. NCBI's taxonomy places the organism in Eukaryota, Metazoa, Chordata, Mammalia, Macroscelidea, Macroscelididae.
AUGGCCCUCACCCAGCUGGGAAUUAUUCCACUGAAGGAUUCUUACCUUCUACCAACCAAGGUUGACCGGAAGAGGCUCUUCCAUGCAAACAAAGCUUUAUUAAGCAGAGAAAUUGUAUUUCACCUCCUUAAGCUGGUUAAUAGUGGCAUGGAAGAUCCAUUUGAGGAAACAGGCCAGCCUACUGCAGAGUCAGGCAUGAUCAUGGACAGUGUGGAAGCAGGAGACACAACACCUCCCACCAAAAGGAAGAGCAAGUUCUUUGGCUUUGGCAAGAUCUUCAAACCCUGGAAGUGGCGGAAAAAAAAAAGUAGUGAUAAAUUUAAAGAGACAUCAGAAGUUUUAGAGCGAAAGAUAUCUAUGCGAAAACCAAGAGAAGAGCUAAUUAAAAGAGGAGUUCUGUUGGAAGACCCUGAACAAGGUGGUGAGGAUCCAGAGAAGUUGAGCCAGGCCUUGUUAAAGAAUGGCCAUACCAUCCCCGUUGGGAGUACCCGAUCUGUAAGUCCAGUCCAAGAAGAGGAAGAGCCCGGAAAAGCAACAAGUCUUAGGAAAACUGCUUCAGAAGACGAUCCAAAGAAGCGGCUAGGCUCAACUGGAAGCCAGCCUAAUUCGGAAAUAGACUCUUUUCCUGAAAAUGUGCCCAAACCACCUUUACUUCCCCCUAAACGACGACUCUUAUCCUCUUCUUAUGAAGCAAAUGAAGUGCAUACAAAGGAUGCUUCUUCUGGCAACUCAACAAGAUCGGUCUCUUCCACUUCUGCUUCUACCACCACAGUGCCUGCGGCCACACACUUACCAAAAACUGUUAAUGCCUCUCUCACCCCAUUCCCAGCACCCAGAACUCUGCCUGCUGCUCCUGGCAGCGUUAACACUACUGCCACCCCAAGCAUUGCACAUACAGUCCCUGCCAAGCAGCCCCCUGUGCCUCCCCCUAAACCAACUCACAGAAAUAGCAGCCCUGUCAUUGCUGAACUAUCCCAAGCAAUAAACAGUGGUACAUUAUCAAAACCAUCCCCACCCUUACCACCUAAGAGAGGCAUUCCAUCAGCCUUGGUAUCUGCCUCAGAGUCUGCUGCCACUGCUGUCACAAAAGCACCAAGUGAUCGGAGAGAGAAGAAUGCAUGCCCUGCAGUCUCUGUACCGCUGCUGCUGAUCCCACCUCGUUCUCCAUCACCCCCACUGCCUACUCAUGUGCCUCCAGAGCCCCCACACUCCCCUCCAGUUCCCUCAAAGACUUUUCAAAUUGUGCCAGAAGUGGAUUUUCCUCCUUCCACAGAACUACCCCAGGAGGUUCCUCAGCAGGAAGAUCAGAGAAACGAUAUACCCAAAAGGAUGUUGGAACAUAAUUUUAGGGAACCCCACAUACCCUCUAGACUGCCCCCACUCCCACUGCAUAUUCGAAUCCAGCAGGCUCUGACCAGCCCAUUGCCUGUUACUCCUCCCCUGGAGGGCUGUCAUAGAGCUCAUUCGUUGCUCUUCGAGAACAGUGACUUUUCUGAGGACACCAGUACUCUGGGUCGGACCAGGUCACUUCCCAUCACUAUUGAAAUGCUGAAAGUUCCAGAUGAUGAAGAGGAGGAGGAGCAAACCCACCCAUUGGCUUUCAGUGAAAACAUGGCACCUACCUCAGUCAUUCCUAAGCUAUCACAGUGUCUGCAGGAGGAGGAGGAAGAGAAGGAAAGUGACUCCGAUUCAGAGGGUCCCAUUAGGUACCGAGACGAAGAGGAUGAAGAUGAAAGCCAACACAGUGCUCUGGCCAACAAAGUGAAGAGGAAAGACACUUUAGCCAUGAAAUUGAACCACAAAAACAGUGAGCUUGAAUUGAACCUGAAUUCAUGGCCCCGAAAAAGCAAAGAGGAGUGGAAUGAAAUAAGGCACCAAAUUGGGAAGACACUGAUCCGUCGGCUAAGUCAAAGACCAACACCAGAAGAACUAGAACAACGAAAUAUUCUGCAACCUAAAAAUGAAGCCGAUCGUCAAGCAGAAAAACGAGAGAUUAAACGCCGACUCACUAGAAAGCUCAGUGAAAGACCAACUGUGGCUGAACUACUGGCCAGGAAGAUUCUGAGGUUUAAUGAGUAUGUGGAAGUAACAGAUGCUCAAGAUUAUGACAGGCGAGCUGACAAACCUUGGACCAAAUUGACCCCUGCUGACAAGGCAGCCAUAAGAAAAGAAUUAAAUGAAUUUAAAAGUUCAGAGAUGGAAGUUCAUGAAGAGAGCAAACAUUUUACACGGUUGCCCAGCAAGAGGGCCACCCUGGAUGCAAGCUGGUCCCUGGGUGCACGGUGGUUGCACAAGAGGAAGUCCUGGGCAGGGAUCCUUAGAAACAGAGGCUCCAGUAGGCAGAAGCUCUCAGGAGCCCUGCGCCCAGAUUGCAGGGCAGAGCAAGGCUGUGGUGCCAGUUGGGAGGGCCUCAGACUGGCCUCAUCGACUCCUCACCAAGACCCUGUAGAGGGAGAAGCUCAGGAUGGCAGCCAGGGCGGCCCCGGUGGCUCCCAACAUUACCUGGAGCCAGGAGGUGGUGUGCAACUCGGCUUGCACCAGGUGUGGGAAAGUGGCCAUGGUGGCCAGCCGGCUGAAGACAGCCGUAUUGGAUGUAUCCAAGUUGAUGCAGGAGAAUGA